UUCUCUCGCUUUCCUUUCGCUUUCCUGCGCCGCGGCCCCUCAGCGGUCCUGCUGUGUCUGAGCCUUACUCCUGUCACACCCCAAUCCGGGUAGAGACGACCCUGCACACCAGGAAAGGCUGCACCGCUGCACGCUCCUACCCAGCCCUGGCGGCUCCGGCGCUCUGAAAAGUUUCAUUGGUCGUGAGCCAUCCUGGUGAGCUGUCUCGGAAUCCUGUAGGCACCUCCAACGUCUAGACUCUUAACGGACUGUGUGCUUGCUGUUUGUUGCGUGAAUUCCCCAGCCCCCUGCUGGGGCACAGAGUGACAGAAAAAUAGUCCUUCCUGAAUUCUGGAACUUACCCCGCUCAGAGGAGACAUCACUAGAGCUUUACAAGGAAGACUAGAACUGCGUCUGGGAUGUCUCAGUGGUAUGAGCUGCAGCAGCUUGACUCCAAAUUUCUGGAGCAGGUUCACCAGCUUUAUGAUGAUAGUUUCCCCAUGGAAAUCAGGCAGUAUCUGGCACAGUGGCUAGAAAAACAAGACUGGGAGCAUGCUGCCAAUGAUGUUUCAUUUGCUACCACCCGUUUUCAUGACCUCCUAUCCCAGCUGGAUGAUCAGUACAGUCGAUUUUCUUUGGAGAAUAAUUUUUUACUGCAGCAUAAUAUAAGGAAAAGCAAGCGUAAUCUUCAGGAUAAUUUUCAGGAAGAUCCGGUACAGAUGUCCAUGAUCAUCUAUAGCUGUCUGAAGGAAGAAAGGAAGAUUUUGGAAAAUGCCCAGAGAUUCAAUCAGGCUCAGUCAGGGAAUAUUCCAAGCACUGUGAUGUUGGACAAACAGAAGGAACUUGAUAGCAAGGUCAGAAACGUGAAGGACAAAGUGAUGUGUAUAGAGCAUGAAAUCAAGACCCUAGAAGAUUUACAAGAUGAAUAUGACUUUAAAUGCAAAACCUUACAGAACAGAGAAAACGAAACCAAUGGAGUGGCAAAGGCUGACCAGAAACAAGAGCAGCUGUUACUCCAGAAGAUGUAUUUAAUGCUUGACAGUAAGAGAAAGGAAGUUGUCCACAAAAUACGAGAGUUGUUGAAUGUCACCGAACUUACCCAGAACGCCCUGAUUAACGAUGAACUGGUGGAGUGGAAGCGGAGGCAGCAGAGCGCCUGCAUCGGGGGGCCCCCGAACGCCUGCCUCGAUCAGCUGCAGAACUGGUUCACCAUCAUAGCAGAGAGUCUGCAGCAGGUUCGUCAGCAGCUCAAGAAGCUGGAGGAAUUGGAGCAGAAAUACACCUACGAACAUGACCCCAUCACAAAAAACAAGCAAGUGUUAUGGGACCGCACCUUCAGCCUUUUCCAGCAGCUCAUUCAGAGCUCAUUCGUGGUGGAAAGACAGCCUUGCAUGCCAACUCAUCCUCAGAGGCCACUGGUCUUGAAGACUGGAGUGCAGUUCACUGUGAAGCUGAGACUGUUGGUGAAAUUACAAGAGCUGAAUUAUAAUUUGAAAGUCAAAGUCUUAUUUGAUAAAGAUGUGAACGAGAAGAACACGGUAAAAGGAUUCAGAAAGUUCAACAUUUUGGGCACACAUACGAAAGUGAUGAACAUGGAGGAGUCCACCAAUGGAAGUCUGGCUGCUGAGUUUCGACACCUGCAACUGAAAGAACAGAAAAAUGCUGGCACCAGAACUAAUGAGGGCCCUCUCAUUGUUACUGAGGAGCUCCACUCCCUUAGCUUUGAAACUCAGUUGUGCCAGCCGGGCUUGGUCAUUGACCUCGAGACAACAUCUCUGCCCGUCGUGGUCAUCUCCAACGUAAGCCAGCUCCCAAGCGGCUGGGCGUCCAUCCUGUGGUACAACAUGCUGGUGGAGGAACCCAGGAACCUCUCCUUUUUCCUGAACCCGCCAUGCGCACGAUGGGCUCAGCUCUCCGAAGUGCUGAGCUGGCAGUUUUCUUCUGUCACCAAGAGAGGUCUCAAUGUGGACCAGCUGAACAUGUUGGGAGAGAAGCUUCUUGGUCCCAGUGCCGGUCCCGAUGGUCUUAUUCCAUGGACGAGGUUCUGUAAGGAAAAUAUAAAUGAUAAAAAUUUUCCCUUCUGGCUUUGGAUUGAAAGCAUCCUAGAACUUAUUAAAAAACACCUGCUGUCUCUCUGGAAUGAUGGGUGCAUUGUGGGCUUCAUCAGCAAGGAGCGAGAGCGUGCGCUGCUCAAGGACCAGCAGCCGGGGACGUUCCUGCUACGGUUCAGCGAGAGCUGCCGGGAAGGGGCCAUCACGUUCACAUGGGUGGAGCGGUCCCAGAAUGGAGGCGAACCUUACUUCCAUGCGGUUGAACCCUACACAAAGAAAGAACUUUCUGCCGUGACUUUUCCUGAUAUCAUUCGCAAUUACAAAGUCAUGGCUGCUGAGAACAUUCCAGAGAAUCCCCUGAAAUAUCUGUAUCCAAAUAUUGACAAAGACCAUGCCUUUGGAAAGUAUUACUCCAGGCCAAAGGAAGCACCGGAACCAAUGGAGCUUGACGGCGCUAAAGGAACUGGGUACAUCAAGACUGAGUUGAUUUCUGUGUCUGAAGUUCACCCUUCUAGACUUCAGACUACAGACCACCUGCUCCCCAUGUCUCCUGAGGAGUUUGACGAGGUGUCUCGGAUAGUGGGCUCUGUAGAAUUCGACACUAUGAUGAAUGCAGUAUAGAGCACGGAUCUUUCUCAUCUACUCUGGAGACAUUUUUCCUUCCCAUGUGUGAUUCCUUCCCGUUCCUCUGUUCCUUCACAUGCUGUACUCUAGGGAAAGGAAAGAAAGUCCAGCAUAUUUGCUACAACCUGUUGGUAGCAAGUGGAUUUUUCCCCCUAAUUCAGACACCUCUGUUACCCUGAAGGGCUUCCAUGCAUCUUAUUGAAGGUAAAAUUAAAAGGCCGUCCUGGCAGAGUGGGUUUUACAAAUGAAGCAUAUCCAGAUACACCCAAAGUGUCAGGACUAGAAUGGGAGUCCUUUGGGAAAGGUGAGAAAUUUAGCCACUUAGCGGAGGCUGUGCAUAAAGUCAGUACGUAACUGUUCAAGGCUGUGGGAGAGAUGCACAGCUCUUUAGGGAACUUUUUGCUAGAAGAAUGGUAAAUUCUGUUCUGGGAAAUUCCUAUGUGUUCCCUCUGCUCUAAAUAUGGCUGAAGUUUUCCAUUGCUUUACUCAUGAAAUAGUUCAAAGACAAAUUAUAUCAAUACUUUACCAAGGAUCUCCUCCAUCCACGUAGGGAAGAAAAGUUGUUAUUAUGUCUUCCACACUGGCCUUUAAGGCCAAAGACAAGUUCUCUCUCUGUAGAGAGAAUGAACUUUUUUCUGUUUAUUAUAACUUAAUGAAACUGGCUGUUGGUUUGUCGUGGCUGGAUCCUGGCUGAUAUCAAGAGAAGGAAAUGUUUUUUUCAAAUUCAUGAGUGAUGUCUCUUCUUAAAGCUUUUAUAGCCAAAGGUGACUGUACCCUCCUUUCAUCGCCAUCACUAGUAACUGAAAUUGUCUUAGUUCUAUCAAGGGAGCCAAACAAUUAACAGCUCUCUCAAGACAAAUUUCCUUAUUUUUUUUUUAAGUUGAAAUUAAUCAUAGGUGUAGAUAAAUUCAUGUUUCUUAAGUUAGUCCAUUUGUUUCUGUUGUUAUUAGCUCGAUAUUUAAUCUAUUAGCCAUAAAAUCGAGAAAGGAGUUGGAAAAAAAAAAAGUAGCUGACAACUUGACUCAUUAACCAGAGAUUAUAUGAGAAUGAAAUCAUUUCAUAGCUCGUGUUCUAUGUAAUGGCAUUGAGAAUGACAUGCUUCACUGAUAAACGUGUUCGUCUUAAUAAUUACAUUUGCAGAUGGUUCUCUUCUCUGCCCUGUGCUUUCUCUAGACCCUUUUUUGAAUGGAUGAUGUUUCCUUCCUCCCUUCAUUGGCUCUGACACAAAAAGUGGUAUAGGGAAUGGGUUUGGCAGGCUGGCAGGCUUCUUCCAGAUAACUUUCACUAGCUGUGUUGACAGGACUGUAUCUGUCUCUGCGUUAUCACUACAACUGUUACUGUGUAAAUGUAUUUUCCUUCAGUAGAGAUAAAGUUUUCUUGAAGUCCAUUUUUAAA
Messenger RNA from Tupaia belangeri chinensis (Chinese tree shrew), 4049 nucleotides. RefSeq names its product signal transducer and activator of transcription 1 (gene STAT1). Gene Ontology annotation, molecular function: DNA binding; DNA-binding transcription factor activity. Gene Ontology annotation, biological process: regulation of DNA-templated transcription; signal transduction. Lineage: Eukaryota; Metazoa; Chordata; Mammalia; Scandentia; Tupaiidae. The record is from RefSeq and is a predicted model, not a curated record. The transcript has 26 exons. The coding region runs from base 399 to 2651 and encodes 750 amino acids.